This is a messenger RNA of Ochlerotatus camptorhynchus, 2204 nucleotides long. RefSeq names its product TWiK family of potassium channels protein 18-like. The transcript is spliced from 6 exons. Gene Ontology annotation, biological process: potassium ion transmembrane transport; stabilization of membrane potential. Gene Ontology annotation, molecular function: potassium ion leak channel activity; outward rectifier potassium channel activity. Gene Ontology annotation, cellular component: plasma membrane. Lineage: Eukaryota; Metazoa; Arthropoda; Insecta; Diptera; Culicidae. Bases 660 to 1964 code for a protein of 434 amino acids. The record is from RefSeq and is a predicted model, not a curated record.
UCAUUCCCUUCGGAAAGAUUCAGAAAGGAAAGGACUACCCGACCAACCACGUAAACGUGGAGAGCACCUCCCUUAGCCUAUGCCAGACUGCAGGCCUGGCGAGAGCUCAGACAUUAAUUCCUAGCAGCGCAAAGGAUUAUAUCAAUUGAAACCCGGAAGAGCGAUAAAAGCGUAAGCUUCCGGAACUGUUCCUAAAGAUCAAACUUUUCCUUUUGGACUGCGUUAUAGCCAAUGAAGAGAUGCAGCGAAGAAUAUGAAUAUUCAACACUAAUACAGUGAAGCAGAUGGGAACAGGUUCAUCAGAAAGUGGAAGAAGAUUGCAAUUAGUCACAGCGUCAGUCAGAAGCAUGAAGCAUUCAAAAUUGCACCAAGAACAGUGCCAUCAGCCUCAUCAGAUCCAGCGAACGAGAGGUUGUGAAUAUAAAGUAGUUAGUGGAAAUCGUGUUAGACAACUGAUUAAAUCAAAUUAGCCAUGGUGCUUUGAUAAGACCCUUAUGUACCUUUUUCGUUUCCUGUCUGAAGCGACACGAAAACCAUACUGCAACCGUGGAGAAGUGAAGAAACACAAAUGAUUAGUGUGAAACCAAGGACCAACUAAAGUAAACAUACGAGCAAGCAAGUAAAAGACAAAAUUAACCCCUAGCAGAAUACAGACAAAUAUGAACACAAAACCACCUCUCCAAGUUCCUAACUUUAUCGGUAGUAGCACCUCAUCAAGACCGCAAAGUCCUUCAUUGUGUUUUUCCACCACCUCGUCAAAGGCGGAAAAGAAUGAACCGGUAACAUUGUGUGGAUGUCGUCGAGCACCAAAGUCGCAAUGUUUCUCUGCUAUAGGUGUACUAAUACUGGUCCUUGCAUAUACAGCAGUGGGCUCGGUGCUGUUCGUGACAUUGGAAGGCGACGGCGACGAAAGCGAUAUGAUCGAAAGCUCGGUGGCAGCAUCCAAACCAUAUCCUAGACACGAUGUAGUUAGUACAGAACUAAGAUUAAAAACUGUAGAUCGGCUGUGGUCUAUUACGGAAGACCUAAACAUAUUAUACAAGGAAAAUUGGACAAGACUGGCGGCCCAGGAAGUGCAGCAUUUUCAGGACACCAUCUUGAGAGCGGUACGAGCAUCCAAAUCUCAGCAAGUGACGAAUGUUCAGAGUAAUGCAAAACCCUACAAAUGGACGUAUGCUUCAGCAUUUCUCUAUUCACUGACGCUGAUCACCACUAUCGGUUACGGUGGCAUUUCUCCGCGAACGCAAUGGGGUAGAAUAGCAGCGCUAAUUUAUGCUUUGUUUGGUAUUCCGAUUAUCCUGUUGUACCUCUCGGCAAUGGGUGAAGGUCUAUCGGGAGCCAUGCGGUGCCUAUUUCGCCGUAUUCGACCAUCGUCGCAUUCGUCAUCCAACAGCGCAAGCACUAGUUCAAGUCUAAGUGGCAACUCGGCAAUAAACAGUAAAUCUUCUAGCUCGGAGCUGCAGAAACGGUCACAACAACAAAGCACCAACUACCAUCAGACUUGGACUGGAAUUCACGAUCCGCAUGGAUACGGUGGAGUUGGAGGAUUAAGUAGUAGUAACAUGGGAGGCAAUGGGGGAGGUCACACGGGGAGCAGCAGUAGCAAACAUAAUCAAUCAGUCGUACCAAUAUCAAUCUGUAUUAUGAUACUGAUUUGUUACGUCACAUUGGGCGCCGUUCUGUUUCAUAAAAUACAGCCCUGGGGAGUGCUGGAGAGUUUAUACUUUUGCUUCACCUCUCUCGGGACAAUCGGCUUUGGAGAUCUAAUGCCAAUCGGGAACAUUGCUCAGUAUGCUGCCUCAGCAUACAUAGUAGUGGGAAUGGCCGUAGUAGCUAUGUGCUUCAGCCUCAUACAAACAGAGCUAAUAGUAUGGCUGAAAAAAUUCGCCACUCCAGAAUCAAUUCCCUCAUCGACGGAGGACGUAGCGCUGGUGUCAGUAGCAAUGACUCCAAUAAAAUCCUGACAAAGGCCUAGUGAUAUCCUUCCUAAUGAGUACAACUCAUUGCCACGUCGAUCGAGUGCAUUUCAGCGAAACACACCAGUCAGACGUUCGACAGGGAUAAUGGAAAACCAUGUAGAAUAUUUCGUACCAAGGAGUGUGAGUGAAUUCAAUUUAUCCGGCGUGGGCGAUCUGGCUUUGCCACCAACCAAGCGUAGCAUGGUAACUCAUGCCGGCAGCUCUACAAUGAUUUCGAUACCGAAG